Salvelinus fontinalis (brook trout) is the source of this 1844-nucleotide messenger RNA. Its product is annotated as testis-expressed protein 47. The record is from RefSeq and is a predicted model, not a curated record. The transcript is spliced from 6 exons. Gene Ontology annotation, molecular function: FAD binding; blue light photoreceptor activity. Lineage: Eukaryota; Metazoa; Chordata; Actinopteri; Salmoniformes; Salmonidae. The coding region runs from base 213 to 1013 and encodes 266 amino acids.
AAUAGGGCUGGGUCUGUUAUCAGUGGAUCUGUUGGCAGUCUUGUGUACUGCAGCGGAGCGAAGAAGGAUUGGCUUUAUUGCACUAGGGGGAACAGUAGGUAUCCAGGAUAUACCAUGCAAGUGGUAAACACAAAGGGAGGGCUAUCUGCUGCUGCUGCCCCAGUCAGUACUUGACUGAGAGAGAGACAGACAGAGAGAGAAAGAGAGAAGAAAUGGAGGCAUCCAGCCAGCUACUAAGUCUUGACCAAAAGAAGGAGGAAGAUGUUGGGACUAGCUUGUUUCACUGCCAUAUGAAGCAAAGACGGCUUUUUAAUCCUCAAGAGGAGAUGAAGUUCCUGUUACACCGGUUGAUAGUCGUCGCCAGCCUCCCCCAGCAACUCGCAGACAGGAAAGACCUGGGAGUACACUACGAAGAACUGAACCAGCGCUUGCAGAGGUAUUACCAAGGUGAUGCUAUCACAGGCCUGCUUUUGCUGUACCCAACCUGCAUGCUUCAUGUCAUUGAGUCCUCCAGCGAGGUUCUUGUGUCUCUGCUGCAGGAUCUGAGGGACAUGCAGGAACGGCCACACUGUGUCCUGAUCGAGGCGCCCAGGGUCCUGGUGAUGUCACAUGACCUUCCCAGCAGGUUGUUCCAGCAGUGGAGCUACAAGGUGCUGAAUGUGCAGCCCAGGCUGGGUGGGAUGCUGAGUAGAGACGGGCCGGAGGAGGACACAGACACACUGGUCAGCACGGCCCUGUCUAUGCUGCUCAAGCUGGGGAAUCACCUCCUCAAAGCCACCAAGGGGUCAAAGAUGCCCCCGGGCUCUGUUCUGGAUGAAGUACCAGAGAUGAUAGUCCCCCAGGAUAUCCUGGUUCAGCUCCUGUCUAGAGGAGACCUUCUGAGCCCCCAGCAGUACCUGCAGGCCUACCACACCCCUCUCCACAUCCUCAUGGACUCUGGUGAGCAGGACUUUAAUCACUCAUCAACAGGGUUGGGGUUAACUCCAUUACAGUUCAGUCAAUUUGAGAAGUGAAUUGAAGUUCCAGUACAUUAAUUAAUUUAAGAAAUUGUCUGUGAAAAUCAAUGGUUCUCAGAUUGUUAUAUAGUUCACGCUAACUGAUAACUUUGAUACCUAAACAUUGCCACAUGCUGUAUGUUCUGUGAUUUGUUUUAAGGGCACGUGUUUGGAAGCAGUCAGCUAACUACAGUUUAGUGUUUGGCCAAAAGGUCAAAGGUAUGGGUCUGUCAGCAUGAAACCAAUGCACGUGGUUUGAACCCAGAGAAUAACAUUGCAUGCAUCAUCUCAAAUUGGAUCUGCAUGACUUUGAAUGGAUUGUAUCUCUCUGAAUGAAGGAUAUUUUGAUUCCGGCACAGUAUAUUCCUUUGUACGCAAGGGAUCUUGAUGUGUUGCUGUGCAUUUGAAUCUUAUUCCUUGUCUUUGUCUCGUGUUCUUGUCCUUGUCAAAGGUCUCUGGCCUAUGCUUUAAUAUUGGGAUUUAUUUUGUGGACAAUGUCAGUUAGGAUGAUUCACAUGUUUGAUAUUAUUUCCACAGAGCGUACUUGGCCUCCACCUGAGCAACUUCGAUGUGAAUUCUGACUUCUGAUGUGAUACAACUAGGCAUUUGAAUGUGCUUCCUACUCAAUCUGUUUUCAGGGUUCAUGCCUGGUUAUUUGUAUGUGUUAUUGAGAACUGCCAUUCAUCUGAACUGUGUGAAACAUUCAACUAUAAAUAAUUGUCCUUGCUCCAACAAUGGAUACUACAUAACAAGAUACAUUGUUUGAUAUAGUGUUAAAAUACACAGGGACUGCAGGGUAGGUUUGGUUGUAUAUUGCAAAUAUUUCAUAAAUAUUUUAUUGAAUGUGAA